AUGCACCGAUCAUGGUUUUCAUACCCGAUAACCAAACCGUACCCCUUUCGGUGGUUUACGCCAGUCGUCGUCAUUGGUGGCCUUGUUCUCGCUGUUCUGCUCUCCCUGGCCAACCUGAGUGCCAACGGGUUUUACUUGAAGAGUGUUUACAUACCCGACCCCAACGCCACAGAAGACUCGGCAAACGGACUUUGGUAUAGGAAGCCCCCGUUCAACUGGCAGAGCGAUGUACAGGCAGAAUGCCAACCGCGCCUGCUGUCGGUCGGCGAUUCGUUCUUCACCUCGAACCAGGGAUUCCGGUACACAGUCGAGGCCAUCGAAGAUUCGGCAAAGAGAUCACAGCCUGCGAUCCGCUACAAGAACAACGUCCUCCGCGACUGCGUACCGACAACCAUAAAUCUCAGGCUGAGAAAGGUCGACACCGCGGCGCCAUCGUGGUGGAUAUCGUGGUUAGAGUCGACGGCAGAGGCGACGGUGCGCUGCGGUGUCGUUACUGACGACGGCCUGGUAACCAUUACACUCGCGACCACAGGAGUGGGCAGAGGCGAUCGCAAAUACGGCUAUGUCGUUAAUGACGAUUAUCAAACACGCGCUGGUGUUUGGUGGGGGACCAGGUUGCUGAACACGUACUGGAGCGGAGUGAUGUCUGUGGCAUCUCAAAUGAGCCAGCCUGGCAGAUACGUCGUUCGUGUGGGUUUGACGUUCAACACAAAACCGUUAGAAAAGGACAUCCAAACCGAUACUUUCUUCGAUCUGUACUGGUGGAUGACCCACAAUGACAGCGUCAUCGCGAACAAAGGCUUUGCUGAGAACAUCACGGAUUACAACUCCGAGUUUUACGGUUCGCCAACCUUUACUGAAGGUCUUCAUUACGCCAAGAUCCUGUACUCUCUGCUCUCGUUGGACCUGGGCAGUUGCCAGCUGCCAAGCCUGUUGCUCGACGACGAUGGUCUCCGGUACGCAAUACUCGCACCGGGCGACUUCAACCGAGUACGUGGGGGGCUCUUGAAUGAUUCUUCCACAAGGCUGGUAACGGGUUCAGACCGCUACAAGACGAUUCCGAGUCCCGGGGACGGCGGUACGGGUGAAGAACAGAUAGAUCUCAAAGAGAGCUAUGGCCUGAUUCGGCCUCUCACGGGACCGUUGGACUGUUCCAAUGCCACCGUCGUCACCCAAUACCUCUGCUCCGUCCCUCAGCAGAAGGGGUGGGGGGUGUUGCUGUUCUCCAUCCUCCUUGCAGAUCUUGUCUUUCUCCAAGCAGCGUGGAAAAUCCUGACGUGGGUUUCUGAUGGGAUCGUAGCACGGCAAAGCCCGGAAGCAAUGUCGCGCCAGAGCCAUAACAUUCAGAGCGAGUCUUAUGAGCUCAUCGAUGGCUCCAAGGUGCCCCAUCGAGCAGCUGAACCGAGUUCGGAGGAAAGAUGA
Molecule: messenger RNA, 1422 nt
Organism: Colletotrichum navitas
Lineage: Eukaryota; Fungi; Ascomycota; Sordariomycetes; Glomerellales; Glomerellaceae
Exons: 4
Coding region: 1-1422 (473 amino acids)
Source: RefSeq, a predicted model, not a curated record